This is a messenger RNA of Telopea speciosissima, 2267 nucleotides long. RefSeq names its product sterol 3-beta-glucosyltransferase UGT80A2. The transcript is spliced from 14 exons. The record is from RefSeq and is a predicted model, not a curated record. NCBI's taxonomy places the organism in Eukaryota, Viridiplantae, Streptophyta, Magnoliopsida, Proteales, Proteaceae. The coding region runs from base 146 to 2044 and encodes 632 amino acids. Gene Ontology annotation, molecular function: hexosyltransferase activity; UDP-glycosyltransferase activity. Gene Ontology annotation, biological process: carbohydrate metabolic process.
CUAGGGUUUGGAAUUCCUUAAUCAAGACGAAACGCAUCUGUUGUUUUUUCUCAGUAUAGAAGGUUCUGGAGAUCUGGAUCAGAGGCUGUAAUAGAAGUGGAGGAGGGGAAGUUUAAGGCUGCACUCUAGGGUGGUGGCAGUGACGAUGGCUGAUUUUCGGGAGAAUGGUCGAAGCUCUUCAGAUAGUGACGACGAGGUGUCUGUUUCAUUGGGUGGCGAGGAGGUUGUUGUUGUUGUUGAUGGAGGUCGUAGUGAUAGUGAAUUUGGAAGCAGGGAGGCCGCGGGGAGUUCCAGUACUAACAGAGUUGAUGACUCUUCAGGGACUGUUGACAGGUGCUUCGCUAGAGCGAAUACGUUGCCUGUGGGAAUGUUGUAUGCUGACAACAUAGAAACAACUUUUGACAAAUUAGAGACGUCUCCAAGUCAUCUUAAAUUGGAACGAUCAAAAACUGAGAUGCGUAAAAAACCUAAUAUCCUUGGUGAAGAGGCGAAAAAAAUAUUUGAUGACAAAAUAUCAUCCCAGAAGAAGCUCAAGUUGUUGAACCAAAUAGCUGUGAAUGAUGAUGGAACUGUAGAAUUUGAAGUUCCUGUGGAUGUAAAAACCUCAAAUGCUGAUGUUGCAGCUGAAGUUUUUCAUCAUGAAACUGUUGACGAAGAACCUCUGGAGCCAACAGAACUUCAGUAUAUCCCUCCACUUCAAAUAGUAAUGCUCAUUGUUGGUACGCGGGGUGACGUGCAGCCAUUUGUUGCUAUUGGUAAACGCUUGCAGGAUUUUGGGCAUCGUGUUAGACUGGCAACUCAUGCAAAUUUCAAAGAAUUUGUCCUGACUGCUGGGUUGGAGUUUUAUCCAUUAGGAGGGGAUCCCGUAGUUCUUGCUGGUUACAUGGUCAAGAAUAAGGGCUUCUUGCCAUCUGGACCUUCUGAAAUACCUACUCAGCGCAAGCAAAUAAAGGAAAUCAUAUUAUCUCUACUUCCAGCGUGCAAGGAUCCUGAUAUCGAUUCUGGUAUUCCUUUUAGAGCAGAAGCCAUAAUUGCCAAUCCACCGGCAUACGGACAUACACAUGUGGCAGAAGCACUGGGUAUACCACUCCAUAUAUUUUUCACCAUGCCAUGGACACCAACCAGUGAAUUUCCACAUCCUUUAUCCCGUGUCAAGCAGCAUGCUGGAUAUAGACUGUCAUACCAAAUUGUUGACUCAUUAAUAUGGCUUGGAAUACGAGACAUGAUAAAUGAAUUCCGGAAGAAAAGGCUGAGGUUAAGACCAGUCACAUAUUUAAGUGGUGCCCAAGGGUCUGCUUCUGAUGUGCCCUAUGGAUACAUUUGGAGUCCUCACCUUGUCCCCAAACCGAAAGACUGGGGGCCCAAGAUUGAUGUCGUUGGUUUUUGCUUCCUUGACCUUGCUUCAAAUUAUGUGCCUCCAGAAUCACUAGUGAAAUGGAUUGAAGCGGGUGAUGCGCCUAUCUAUGUCGGAUUUGGUAGCCUUCCUCUUCAAGAGCCAGAGAAAAUGACACAAAUAAUUGUGGAGGCAUUGAAAACGACUGGACAGAGAGGCAUCAUUAAUAAAGGGUGGGGUGGUCUUGGAAACUUGGCAGAACCACCUGAUUUUGUUUGUCUACUAGACAACUGCCCUCAUGACUGGCUAUUCUUGAGGUGCAAAGCAGUGAUUCAUCAUGGGGGUGCUGGAACAACAGCUGCUGGCCUUAAAGCUGCGUGUCCAACCACUGUUGUACCUUUCUUUGGCGACCAACCAUUCUGGGGAGAACGAGUGCAUGCCAGAGGAGUAGGUCCUGCUCCAAUACCAGUUGAUGAGUUCUCACUUAAAAAGUUGGUUGAUGCAAUAAAUUUCAUGCUUGAACCCAAGGUGAAGCAGUCUGCUGUUGAACUUGCCGAGGCCAUGAAAACUGAGGAUGGAGUUGCAGGAGCAGUAAAAGCCUUCCUUAAACAUCUUCCUCCCAGAAAGUCUGAGCCUGAGCCCUCUCCAUCACCACCGGGUUUAUAUGAACAUUCUGUUGUCUCUGUAAAAAGAUGUUUUGGUUGUUCUUAAGUCGCCAGUCAAUGCCAUUGUUCCUUUAUUUAUUUGUAGUGAUUACCAUAUACUAAUAUUUUGUCCUCCCAAAUUUUUUAUGGGUAAAGUGAUCAUAUUGAAAAUGUAAUAUUAUCCUGUAUGAGUCAAUCACAAAUCUUUUUCUAACCAAAAUGUGUAAUCUGAUCCUUACUAUGUGAAAUUAAAUUCUCCAAUCAGAAAGCAGUGUUAAAAAUUAGUCUCA